UUAAAUAUUUAAUUAUUAUCGCUGAUCCAAAAACCGACAUACUUCCGGAACGUCACUAAUGACACGUAUUCAAAAUGGCGGCCGCGGAUAUGGAGACGUGGUGGGCCCUGCUGCUGCUGUCCCUGUUGCCUGUAGUGCGGCCUUUCUACGUUCCUGGUGUGGCUCCGCGGGACUUUCAUGAAGGGGACACAGUAGAUAUUAAGGCAGUGAAGCUGACCAGCUCCCGUACACAGCUCCCUUAUGAGUACUACUCUCUCCCUUUCUGUAAGCCUCCAACUGUCUUCUAUAAAGGAGAGAACCUGGGUGAGGUGUUACGGGGCGACCGCAUCGUAAACACGCUCUACAGCGUGGAGAUGAACAAGGACAGGAAAUGUGAGCUGGUGUGUGAUAAGAAGAAGCUGAGUGUAGAGGAGAGCAGGCUGGUGGCUGAGAGGAUCCAGGAGGAGUAUUAUGUCCAUCUCAUCGCAGACAACCUUCCGGUAGCCACCAGGUUGGAGUUUUAUCCAAACAGAGAGGCAGGAGGAGAGGAGGAGCAGAAGAAGGACGUAGUCAAAGAUGUCCAGUUUGAGCACGGGUACAGACUGGGCUUCUUCGACAACAACAAGUUUUACCUGCACAACCACCUGUCCUUCAUCCUGUACUUCCACAGAGAAAAGCUAGAGGAGGGCGACGUUCACAACUACCGGGUGGUUCGAUUUGAGGUCGUUCCUCAGAGCGUAAAAGUAGACGAUCUGAAGGCUGUGGAGAAAGAGAAGACGUGCACGCUGCCUGAGGCCAGCGGCUCGGCCCCCCAGGAGAUUGACCCCACCAAAGAGAACGAGGUCCUCUUCACCUACUCGGUGCACUGGGAGGAGAGUGAAGUGAAGUGGGCGUCUCGGUGGGACACCUACCUGACCAUGAGUGACGUCCAGAUCCACUGGUUCUCCAUCGUCAACUCUGUGGUCGUGGUCUUUUUCCUGUCCGGAAUUCUGAGUAUGAUCAUCAUCCGGACUCUGAGAAAGGACAUCGCCAACUACAACAGAGAGGAUGACAUUGAGGACACCAUGGAGGAGUCAGGGUGGAAGAACGUCCAUGGUGACGUCUUCAGGCCACCUCAGUAUCCCAUGAUCCUCAGCUCUCUGCUGGGCUCUGGGAUCCAGCUCUUCUGCAUGGUCCUCAUCGUCAUCUUCGUAGCCAUGCUGGGAAUGUUGUCUCCAUCAAGCAGAGGAGCUCUGAUGACCACGGCCUGCUUUCUUUUCAUGUUCAUGGGCGUCUUCGGUGGGUAUUUUGCUGGCAGAUUGUACCGCACACUGAAAGGCCACCGGUGGAAGAAAGGAGCCUUCUGUACGGCCACUCUUUAUCCUGCUGUGGUUUUCGGGAUCUGCUUCAUCCUCAACUGUUUCAUCUGGGGAGAGCACUCGUCUGGAGCUGUCCCAUUCACCACCAUGCUGGCCCUGCUCUGUAUGUGGUUCGGGAUCUCAAUGCCCCUGGUCUACCUGGGUUAUUACUUUGGUUUCCGUAAGCAGCCAUAUGAUAACCCAGUCCGCACCAAUCAGAUCCCCCGACAGGUCCCGGAGCAGCGCUGGUACAUGAACAAGUUUGUAGGGAUCCUGAUGGCAGGGAUCCUCCCGUUUGGAGCCAUGUUCAUUGAGCUCUUCUUCAUCUUCAGCGCCAUCUGGGAGAAUCAGUUCUACUACCUGUUUGGCUUCCUGUUCCUGGUGUUCAUCAUCCUGGUGGUGUCGUGUUCUCAGAUCAGCAUCGUCAUGGUUUAUUUCCAGCUCUGUGCAGAGGAUUAUCGGUGGUGGUGGAGGACGUUCCUGGUCUCUGGAGGCUCGGCCUUCUACGUCCUCAUUUAUGCAGUUUUCUACUUCAUCAACAAGCUGGACAUCGUGGAGUUCAUCCCCUCCCUCCUGUACUUCGGCUACACCGCCCUCAUGGUCCUGUCCUUCUGGCUGCUGACGGGGACGAUCGGCUUCUACGCCGCCUACAUGUUCAUCAGGAAGAUCUACGCCGCCGUUAAGAUCGACUGAUGGUGCCACGGCCGCCGUUGUCCUCUUCUUCUUUGGUUUUUGUCACUUUGAGUUUUUUAAUGUACAUAUUUUUUAUUCUCCGUGUCUACGAGCACUGACUGUGGAGGGAACGGGCGCGCCUGCUCUUUACGCGCUACAGCCCCCCUACUGGCCUCGUGGGGGAGAACGGCAGGAUGGCAGGGGUACGGCAGCUGUUUGUGUCCCCCAUCCUCCCCCAUCACUUCU
Messenger RNA from Cheilinus undulatus (humphead wrasse), 2234 nucleotides. RefSeq names its product transmembrane 9 superfamily protein member 4 (gene tm9sf4). The transcript has 18 exons. Lineage: Eukaryota; Metazoa; Chordata; Actinopteri; Labriformes; Labridae. Gene Ontology annotation, biological process: protein localization to membrane. Gene Ontology annotation, cellular component: membrane. The coding region runs from base 75 to 2009 and encodes 644 amino acids. The record is from RefSeq and is a predicted model, not a curated record.